Molecule: messenger RNA, 3901 nt
Organism: Nicrophorus vespilloides
Lineage: Eukaryota; Metazoa; Arthropoda; Insecta; Coleoptera; Silphidae
Gene: swm
Product: RNA-binding protein 26
Exons: 7
Coding region: 208-3318 (1036 amino acids)
Biological process (GO): mRNA processing
Cellular component (GO): nucleus
Molecular function (GO): metal ion binding; RNA binding
Source: RefSeq, a predicted model, not a curated record
AGCGAUCAUUCCAAUUCUCCUACUGUGCGAACUCCUGCAGACUUCAGUUCAUUGUAAAAAGUUGUGUGCAUGGCAGAGGAAGGUGGUGCGCGAUAUUUACAGUGAAAAAAAGACAGACUGCUGCUACUACUAUUGUUCAAAGCAAGUUUGUUUUCUCGUUGUUGUUGUUGUUGUUGUGAUAUAGUGACUGAUAUUUGAGAAGUGACGAUGAUCAUCGAAGAUCCGGACGCGUUCAAGACUUGGCUCACAGCCGUCCUGAAACCUAUCUGCGAGGCCGAUCCUUCAGCGCUCGCCAAGUAUGUGAUAGCACUGGUGAAGAAGGACAAAUCACCGGAGGUGCUCAGACAGAGCAUGGUCAAUCAGCUGGAGGUGUUCCUUCAAAAGGAAACCGAACCAUUUGUGACACAGCUGUUCAAGACAUUGGAGACACAGGAUUACAUCAAUUCAGUGAUACCGAACGCGAAUCCACCGAAUCCAAAUAUGAACCUGAAGCUGACUGAGGUGGCCACAGUCACGCCACCCGCAAAGGUGGUGGCGAAAGCUUUGCCUAUCAUACCGGUCAGUGAAAUCGCUGCAAAUCUAACAGAGACCCUCAAUGGAAAGGGCAUCAUCAAAGAUGCCAAGGAACUCGAGAAGAAGGAUGUUAAAAAAGAGGAGGAGAAACCGUUGAGGAGGAGGUCGAGACACAGAUCGUUGUCAAGGAAUAGGAGUCGAUCUAGGUCUUGGGAUAGGACGAGAAGGUCGAGGUCGAGAGAUAAAUCGAGGGAGAGGGAUAGAUUGGACAGGGAUAAACGUGAGCGCGUCAGAUCGUGGAGGAACAAAUCCCCGCCGAGGCGAUACGAUCGUCGCAGGUCUGUGUCUCCUGGUGGCAGACCGAGAUCGCGUUCCCGCAGCCCCAGGCACAAUUAUAGUGCUCUUCCGCAUAGGGGUAGAUACAGGAACAGAUCACCUCCGUUGCGGUCGACCAGUCGAAGCAGGUCGCGUUCUCUGGAGAGACGCGACCGCAAAGAGAUGAAGGAUCGCGAGACGGCGCAAUCCGGUGCAGGAACGCCCACCCAGGACAGCAAUCACGCAGUCGACAUGGACCUGAGACUUACGCAAUCGGUGCAGUCGGCGGUGGUGGUGCAACCUCCGCCGCCCGCGAACAGACCGCCCGGCGUGCCGCUUCCGUCCGUCGAUGGAAGCCGUCGAUGCAGAGAUUACGACGAAAAAGGUUUCUGCAUGCGUGGCGAGAUGUGCCCCUACGAUCACGGUGUUGAUCCCGUCGUGCUGGAGGAUUCGACGCUCAGCCGCGUUCUGUACGCCCCGAACGGCACCGGAGACAACAUGCUCGUGCCGCCACCGUCCAUCGUCAUUCCCGGUCCCAAUCCCAUAAUGCACAUGAGGCCCAAUCUCCCUGCAGAGUACAAUCCGCAGGCGCCGCAAAUGUGGCAUCAUCGGCCACCCAAUUUCCGCGGAGGUCAUCGCGGCGGUGGAAUGAACUCCGGUCCACCGAGGGUUCCCCCGAUGGGUUUCAACCCGCAGAACGGUCCUCCACUGCCCAAUAUCCAGCAGCGCGAAUUGAUCUCAGUCCCUGUCCUUGAUAGCGGCAACCAGCAGGACAACUACGGCGGCGGUGGCGGUGGCUACCAGCAACAGCAGCAGCAGAACAACGGUCCGCCGCCACAGAACAGCGGCAACACUUACAUUCAGGAUCAGCAACAACCCGGUGGUUUUAAGAAGAAACCGUUCGAUUACAAUCGCUUGGGUCCGCGCCAGAAGAAUCCCUCCAACUGCUCGUUGGAGUUGAAGAAAGUGCCGACCGGUUUGAACAACAUCACUCACCUGAACAACCAUUUCCAUCGUUUCGGCAAGAUCGUCAACAUCCAGGUCAGCUACGACGGUGAUCCUGAGGCGGCGAUCGUUACGUUUUCUAGUCACGCGGAGGCGAACGUCGCCUACCGCAGCACCGAGGCCGUCCUCAACAAUCGCUUCAUCAAGGUGUUCUGGCACACCGGCAACGCAGACAGCAGCCGGCAGGAGAACGUUCCUCCCAGACCGAUCAAGGAAAGGCUCGGCGGUCAAUCCGGGCCUGGUGGCAGCAUGCUUCAUCAUUCGAUCGGCAACGUUGCACCGAACGCCAACAAAGUGCUUAAUUUGGUGCAACCGAAGGCCAACCAAGACAUCAAGGGCGGCAGCGCCGAUGCCGUCGAAGACGAUCCCGAGAAGAUCAAGGAGCUGGAAGCCAAAAAGGAAGAGAUGAAAGCACAAGCUUCUCUGGCCAUAAAGAAAGGUCAAGAGUUGUUGGCGGCCAAAGAGAAGAUGAAGAAGAAUCAGGAGCAGAAACUGAAGGAAGCCGUGAAGCUGACGGCCAACCUGAGGCGGCGAAAGCAAGAGCUUCUGGAAAAACAGUUGGCGCAGCAAAAACUUCUCAUCGAAAAACUUGAAAAAUGUUCGCAAGGCUCGCAAAGAGAUUUGCUUAUGCAAACAAUAAAGAAGUCGCAGGAUUCCAUCGAGGUAAUACGAAAAGAUAUCUCCAUCUGCUUUAAGACUGCCGCGGGCGUUGGUGGUACACCGACAUCGCCGUCGGCGACGUCUACAGCUAUGCUCCGCAAAACGAAGGAGGAAGUGCAGAAGGAAGUGUUGGAUGCCGAAUUGGAUUUGAUCAGCAAGCAGGCGGAGGGUGUCGACGUAACGGAGUUACAGAAGAAGAUACACGAUAUGAAGGCGAAGAUACCGACGCUUCUUUCGUCGUCGGUAGCUGCGCCGGCGAUACGUGGUAGCUGGACUCGCGGUCGGGCUCGCUUCAAUCCAAUCGGACGUCACUUGCUCACCAAGAACAAUCUGCUCAAGGAUCGCAUGAAGCUGAAGAGUCCCAGCAAGACGACCGGCAGCAGUUCGACGUCCCAGCAGACUCACGCCGUAGAUCACAGACCCACGAGGAUACUCGUCUCCGGUUACGAGAGUGACGAACAGGAGAGCGUGCUCACGCACUUCGGACAGUUCGGAGAGAUCGUCGAAUACGUGAGCGAUGCUUCCACGCCGAGCGUCGUGCUCAAUUACAAGACGCGCAAGGAGGCAGAGUUCGCCGUCGUCAAAGGAAAACAUUUUCAGGAUCGUACUCUAUCUGUAACCUGGUGCAACAACGCGCAGCUGAACACGCUGUCGAGAAGCUCCAGUCGCACAGUGCUGAUCAACGAGUCCGAGGAACAACACCUUAUCGAUUCGGCGCUCUUGGACGGAGAUGAAGAUAUUGGAACCGUAUUGCCGGAAGAAGUGCUCCUGCAGGACGACGAGGAAGAGGAGGAGGAGAACGAGGAUCGCUCAUGGAGACGAUAGUAGUAGUGACCGCCGCCGGACAAGGACGAUAUCAUCGUUCUGCUCUCGACGAUCAAGAAGAUAGGAGGCCACGUCAAAAAGAAGAGGAUGGAACUUACGAUGAACUAUCAUCAUCAUUACUCUACGCGCGCGACCACAUCCCCUCUUGCACUUAUUUUCAUAUCUCAAAGAGUAUGAAGAAUUUUCAUUUCAUUUAUUAUUUCACUUUGUACGUGUUUUUCCGAUCCUCAUCCACUUGACAAACAUCUUGUUGUGUUGUAGUAGACUGUACAUAUUUCCAAAGUUAUCGGAGUCGUCGCUCCGCCCACCCCACGCCCCAUUCCUGAGACCAUCCGCCAAUAGGAAACAGUUUAUGUGAACUGGAGAUAUGCGCAGGCCACGCCCACUCCAAAAUUAAUUAAUUUAUAUAUAUAUAAUAUGAAAAGUUAUGACUUUAAAUUGCCAUAUGAAACUGUUUGUGAUGAUUUUUUUUUCUUUGGGACCGCCUGCGAAUAUCCUCGAGUACACCCACCUUUUCAAAUCUUAUUAUAAUUACUAAUCUUUAUUUUCUUUUAUCUCUCUCUAUCUCUUCAUGCAUUAUUAU